AGGGCGGUACGAGGGUGGGACUUGGCGUUGAUGUUUUGGAACAUCAAAGGUGGACAGGGUUUUCGCGGAGGUCGCUUCUCAGAUAUCUCCACAAUUACAGAUUGGGGAUCUUCCAAAAUCAAGACAAUUGGUGCAUAUGGCUAUGUCUCUUCACCUUACAAUUUGUAUGGCACUUUGGCCCGGGAUUGUGGUGUGGUAGGGGUGAACGGGGGAUAAUCCCACACGGGAGUUUCGAACAACAUCUAGUUCACGUUUGGCUGGAUAUCUCCACCACCACACGGGGUAUGCGGUCGGCGAUGGGGUCCAAAUGCUCGUAUGAUCGAGGGCUUUUCGAUGGAUCUAUCGGCGGGUUCUUAUUCGAAAAAUCGAGCGAGUUCGUGGUGGGGCGGUUGAGUAUAUUAUAAUACACUAUACAUUAUCUAAUAGUCUCAGAGU
Molecule: messenger RNA, 435 nt
Organism: Blastomyces dermatitidis ER-3
Lineage: Eukaryota; Fungi; Ascomycota; Eurotiomycetes; Onygenales; Ajellomycetaceae
Exons: 1
Coding region: 31-216 (61 amino acids)
Source: RefSeq, a predicted model, not a curated record